Messenger RNA from Dothidotthia symphoricarpi CBS 119687, 849 nucleotides. RefSeq lists its product as uncharacterized. The transcript is spliced from 2 exons. Bases 112 to 636 code for a protein of 174 amino acids. NCBI's taxonomy places the organism in Eukaryota, Fungi, Ascomycota, Dothideomycetes, Pleosporales, Dothidotthiaceae. The record is from RefSeq and is a predicted model, not a curated record.
AGACAGGCAACAAGCUGGGUCGUGACGCAGUGUAAUCGACACAUUAACAUUUAUUCAACUCAUAUUUGUAUCUUCAAUUUAUAAAAUCAAGUUUCAACGGACUUCCAUACCAUGGAUCGGGUUUUCGAAGAACGCCCUCCCCUGCUGUGGGAGCCAAUCUCAACAGAACCCAUAGAGGUCAGACUCGCCAACAUGCGGGCCGCUAUAGCCUCUGGCGCCGACCCUAACGAGCUUGACGGCACUCGAAAGCCACGUGUGGGUCGCCCCCUCGACUAUGCUAUAACCACUCUGGCAUGUGCCUAUCACGAAACCGUAAAGACGAAUCUCCCUAUCGUAGAACUUCUUUUAGAGACAGGUGCUGACCCGAGGCUUCCGGGUCGGAUACCAAUACAGGACGUUUCGCCUUUGGAAGGAGUGCGGAGAUGGCUGGAGGCUUUUGAUAUUCGUGGCGGGAACUGGGCCUCAGAGGAAACGGCGUUGAAGCCUUUCUACGAGUCGGCAUACAAGGCAAUGAAGAAGGUUGCGGAUAAGCUUGAUGCACAAGAUGCGGCGGAAAGAGCUAACGACUAUACUACUGAGAAGGAGAAUGAACUAAAUACAGGCAGCUCAUGGUUUAGUUGGCUAACGUUUUGGUAACCUAUCAUAGCUACCAUGGAUGUUACGCUUAACAUUCUUUUCUUGGAUGUAACGGCUUCUGGUUUUCUUCUUGUGUACUGUUGGCGGGAAUACCGCGUUGGUCAAUUUAAUAAGGAGAUGGAAAAUAGCAUCUGCACAUCAAUCACCAUGCCAAGUGACUGUCUUCGCUGCAUUUUCCAAAAUUUUCAACCUUUUUCGAUCAACAUAGAUUAC